Molecule: messenger RNA, 2530 nt
Organism: Olea europaea var. sylvestris
Lineage: Eukaryota; Viridiplantae; Streptophyta; Magnoliopsida; Lamiales; Oleaceae
Exons: 8
Coding region: 1317-2267 (316 amino acids)
Molecular function (GO): protein binding
Source: RefSeq, a predicted model, not a curated record
ACGACCUCAACUAGUCUUCAACUUUUAUAUUUUUGUUAUUCGUUGAUCAAAAGUGGUUUUGUUGUUGAAAGGCACAUACAUGUAGUAUGGUUUGUAAUUAUACCCAUUUUUUCUUAAUAUGUUUGUGAAAUAAUCAUUUUUAAAAUUGAUAUUUUUCUAUUGCUCUGUUAAAACUUCCAGUAAUGUGUCAUUCAUUUUUAUUUUAAAACAAUCAUUGGUGCAUUUGGUUGGAUGUCCCUCGUUGCGGUUGACCUUCAAUACUGUAACAUCUAUCCUCUUCCUCUUUUAUUUAUUUUUUUCUUCCCAUUUUUAUGGCCUUCAUAAGUGUAAUAGUAGUAAUAACAAUAAUAUGCUUGGUCAUAUUGAGGUCUAUCUUUUUCAUUUUAAUUAAUGCAUUUGGGCUGGAAUUUUGUCUACCUAUUUGCAAUUACCUAUAGUAGUUGGUCAUGUUACAACCUCUUGCAUCUUUGACAGCAUUUGAAGGAAAUCACCUCCGUGAUAGGAUGCUUAUCUUUGUAGCUCUGUUUCAAAAAGUUCUCUUGUUAUUUGUUUUUCUAUGGACUUCUUCACACAUAUGCCAUGAGGAAGUUUUGCAGGGGUUGUCUUUGUGUGUUGAUGUUUUAUGGCUCUAUACGUUAGUAUUCUAGCUGUGCCCUUAAUCCUUUUUUUGGAAGGUAUGGUGUUUCUAGAUGUAUUUCUGUUGGAGCUCAAAUGUUCAUCAUCCGUAUGCUCUUGCAUGUAAAUAUAGCUUUUCUACCACUAACUCAAUUCACACGUGUUCCAGAAACAAUACAUCUCAGAGGCGACUGUGUUUGAGACCAUCCUUGUUCUUGCUUUGAACCUGGUGAAUUUUGCUGAUUAUAUAAUUUAACGUUUCCAUAAUACUAUUAUCUUCCAUAGACAAGUCCAUGACUUGUAACUUUUGCUAGAGGAUGAGACUUUUGCUAGGUUUGUUUUGUUACUUCAAAGAAUUAAUCUUCAAAGGAGCAACUUGAAAUAGUAACCUCUCCAGAAGUUAACAUUAGCGAACUUUGAAAUCUUUAUUUUAUUAAUGAUUAUGUUCGUUCCCAGUUCAACUAAAGUUGAGCUGGGAUUUGUAUUUACUGGAUCCUUUUUGUGCAGAUUGUUAACACUUGCCAAGAAACUUAAUUAUGUUAGAAGAUCUUGUUUUGGAAGAUACAAUACUGAAUAUAAGCUACCUGGUUUCCAAACAGCUCACUGCUUUUGAAGCCAGGAAAUGAUUAUGGGACCAUAUGAAAUAAAAGCAGGAAGGCAGUUUUAUCUGAGCAGCUGGCGCAAUAAGGAAACGUUUCAAUAUGCUGAGGAAUCUCUUAUGGGCAACCUCAAAGCAUGAUGUGUAUCUUAUGCAAAACUAUUCUGUAAUGCACUGGUCCUCUCUUCUACGAAGGGGUAAAGAAGUACUCAAUGUUGCCAAACCUUUAGUCCCAACCCUAAAUUAUCCUGGAUGUUUAGCAGAGCCACUUUCUAGAGUUCAGAUAAGUACUAUGACGGUGAAUGACAAUCUUAUGGUUGCUGGUGGUUUUCAAGGAGAGCUUAUUUGUAAGCAUAUAAACCAACCUGGAGUUGCAUUCUGCACAAAAAUUUCAACUGAUGAAAAUGCUAUUACCAAUGCUGUGGAUGUAUAUCACAACCCUAGUGGCUCAAAGAGAGUUAUGACGGCAAACAAUGAUGCUCAAGUCCGAGUUUUUGAUGCUGUCAACUUUGCUUGCCUAAGCCGUUUCACAUUCCCGUGGUCUGUGAACAAUACAUCCGUAAGCCCUGAUGGUAGACUUGUUGCUGUCCUUGGGGACAGUCCUGAGUGUUCAAUUGCUGAUGCAGAGUCGGGGAAGGUUCUCAGCAACCUGAAGGGGCAUCUCGACUAUUCAUUUGCUUCUGCCUGGCACCCUAAUGGCCAAAUUUUAGCUACUGGAAACCAGGAUACAACCUGCAGAUUGUGGGAUGUAAGGAACCUGUCAGAGUCCUUCGCUGUACUCAAAGGGAGAAUGGGUGCAAUCAGGGCCAUAAGAUUCUCAUCAGAUGGGCAAUUUAUGGCAAUGACUGAACCUGCUGACUUUGUUCACAUAUUCGAUGCUGAAUCUGAUUAUGCCCGUGGUCAAGAGAUUGAUCUGUUUGGUGAGAUAGCCGGAAUUUCCUUCAGCCCUGAUAGUGAAGCACUGUUUGUUGGAGUUGCAGACAGAACAUAUGGCAGCUUGUUGGAGUUCAACAGAAAACGUCAUGACCACCAGUAUCUGAACUGCAUGUUUUAGAUAAAUUGCGGCUGCUGAUUCUAAGAUAUACUUCAAUCGUGUAUUUUCUUUGUUUUCAACUGUGUUUGACGAAUAGAUACUGUUAAAUGAUUGUAACCAAAUAUCUUCAGCAUCAGUUGAUCCUUUAGGUUGCAAUUUGCUCACAAUUAGUAUCUGUUCAGUGAUUUUUUCUAUAAGAAAUGGAAAAAUUUUGCAGAUGUGUAUAUAUGCGGUUGUUUUAUUGUAAACCAAAAUGUUUAAUAGUUGAGUUGUUUGUUCUGCCA